This is a messenger RNA of Miscanthus lutarioriparius, 810 nucleotides long. The record is from the annotation of a GenBank genome assembly. NCBI's taxonomy places the organism in Eukaryota, Viridiplantae, Streptophyta, Magnoliopsida, Poales, Poaceae.
AUGGACGGCCCCUACAUUCUCAGUCGGUUGCUGGGAAUAUCUUCCCGUAUCUCGAUGAUAUGUAUUUUUGAUGCUUUUGCUAUCCAAAGCAAUGAGCGUGGAAUUGCUGCUCGUGACAGCGGUGCUUUUGCAUGGGAGAUUGUUCCGAUUGAAGUUCCCGUUGGGAGAGGAAAACCACCUGUACUUAUUGAGAAAGAUGAAAGCCUGGAUAAGUUUGACCCAGCAAAACUGAAGAAACUUCACCCAAGUUUCAAGGAGAAUGGUGGUACCAUUACAGCUGGAAAUGCUUCUAGUAUAAGUGAUGGGGCUGCUGCAUUAGUUUUGGUGAGUGGGCAGAAGGCUCAAGAGCUUGGCCUGCAAGUCCUUGCAAGGAUCAGAGGAUAUGCAGAUGCAGCUCAAGCUCCGGAACUCUUUACAACCACCCCAGCACUUGCGAUACCAAAGGCUAUAGCAAAUGCUGGAUUAGAGUCAUCCCAUGUUGAUUUUUAUGAGAUUAAUGAAGCAUUUUCGGAAAAGAUUAACGUUCAUGGAGGAGCUGUAUCUUUAGGGCAUCCUCUUGGGUGCAGUGGUGCUCGCAUUUUGGUCACCCUUCUUGGUGAGGUUCUCAAGAUGAGCAGUUGGGCACGACGGAAGCCGUCGUCCGCUCUCGACGGAGUCCUAGACCGAGAGCUCGGUGGCCUUCUCCUGUCCCGAGUCGAGGGCUCAGCUCAGCAGCAAGGCGGCAAAGUGAGGCAACUGUCGUCGUCUAUUUUUGACAUAAGUGUUGACUCCAUUCAUGAUGAACUACUUAUUUGUGUAUUAUUUGAAUGA